AUGUCAAUUCUACAGAGACAAAAGCAAUUAAGCCUAGGAAGAAAAGUUUUCAACAUCCCAUCAACCCUCACCUCCGAUGCCACCCUCUCGGCCGAUACACACCACCACCAACACGCCAUCACCAUCGCCAUAACCAUCACCAUCAGCAAAAACAACCAAAGAAGGGUAAGGGUAAAGCCCUCAACAAAAAGACGCCCAUUGUACCACCUACGCCCGCAUCACAUCAGGCCACCCACAAGGCCACAGCAACCAUUGACACCAACCCGGCCGGCCCCAUGCGUGCCCCGUUCCCGUCCCCCAAAACUUACAAGCCAAUAUAACUCAAAUCCAAGGUCCAUAUGGGAUCGAGAUUCAGCAAAAAACCGGGCUCAGGUGUCUUGUUUUGUGGACUCGGCUCCACAAGUCCGGCGUUGA
Pochonia chlamydosporia 170 is the source of this 414-nucleotide messenger RNA. RefSeq lists its product as hypothetical. The transcript has a single exon. The coding region runs from base 1 to 414 and encodes 137 amino acids. Lineage: Eukaryota; Fungi; Ascomycota; Sordariomycetes; Hypocreales; Clavicipitaceae. The record is from RefSeq and is a predicted model, not a curated record.